This is a messenger RNA of Eremomyces bilateralis CBS 781.70, 1374 nucleotides long. Its product is annotated as putative methionine aminopeptidase, type I. Gene Ontology annotation, biological process: proteolysis. The record is from RefSeq and is a predicted model, not a curated record. The transcript is spliced from 5 exons. The coding region runs from base 209 to 1360 and encodes 383 amino acids. Gene Ontology annotation, molecular function: metalloaminopeptidase activity. NCBI's taxonomy places the organism in Eukaryota, Fungi, Ascomycota, Dothideomycetes, Eremomycetales, Eremomycetaceae.
CCUCCGAUCUCCGACCUGGAGUACGGAAUUCUAACAAUUUACUUGCCUUGCUGCUCCUCCGAUAAAUUAUAAACCGUUGGCACUUUUGUGUUUCUCGUCUCAUUUCCCUGAAACCUACUCCCUGCGAGGAUAUAACUUUGCGGUUCUCAGCCUGCCGUCAACGGUCCCGCAACGACUCAUUAGAGAAGACCUUUGGGCGGCCUUGCAGAUGUCCACCGAGAAACCAAAAGGGCCCUGUAGUGGCAAUGACUGCGAUAAAGAAGCCGAGGACCUUCAGUGUCCGAAAUGCCAGAGCCUAGGAAUCGAAAGCUAUUUCUGCACCCAGGAAUGUUUCAAAAGAAACUGGGGCACACACAAGGCGGUCCAUAAGAGCAAAAGCUUCUACAACCCCUUCCCGACCUUCCCGUUUACCGGCAGUCUGCGACCGGUCUAUCCACUGUCGGCCACCAGGCAGUUGCCAGACAGCAUACGGAGACCGGAUUAUGCCAAAGAUGGCAUUCCGCGAUCGGAACAGAGCCCCGUCACGCGAAACAAGCUGAAGAUCCUGAGCAAGGAGGAGCAGGAGGGCAUGCGAAAGGUUUGCCGGUUGGCAAGAGAGGUCCUGGAUAUCGCAGCCGCCGCCGCCAAACCAGGGGUGACUACCGAUUACAUAGAUGAGAUCGUUCACAAGGCAUGCAUUGAGAGAAAUUCCUAUCCAUCUCCCCUGAACUACUGCCAUUUCCCGAAAUCCGUCUGCACCUCCCCCAAUGAGAUCAUCUGCCACGGCAUCCCCGACAACCGCGUCCUCGUUGAUGGUGACAUCCUCAACAUCGACGUCACCCUCUACCAUGGCGGCUUCCACGGCGACCUCAACGAAACUUAUUACAUCGGCUCCCGCGCCCGCGCCGACCCGGACUCUGUGCGCGUCGUCGAAACCGCGCGCGAAUGCCUCGACAAAUCUAUCGAGCUCGUCAAGCCCGGGAUGCUGUUCCGCGACCCCGGCAACGUGAUCGAGAAGCACGCGAAGAGCCGGAACUGUGGCGUCAUCCGCACGUACUGCGGACACGGGAUCAAUCAGUUGUUCCACUGCGCACCAAACGUGCCGCAUUAUGCGAAGAGCAAGGCGGUGGGGACGGCGAAGCCGGGGAUGUGUUUUACGAUUGAGCCGAUGAUUAGCUUGGGGUCGUAUCGGGAUAAGACGUGGCCGGAUGAUUGGACUAGUGCGACGGUGGAUGGAUCGCGGACGGCGCAGUUCGAACAUACUCUCCUUGUGACGGAGACCGGAGUGGAAAUCUUGACGGCGAGGUUUCCCAAUUCCCCGGGUGGGUCGGUACCGAUGCCAGAGGCCAAGAUGGAGGAGAAAGGGGAGGGGAAAGAUUGAGGAUUGGUGAUGAG